This is a messenger RNA of Phycomyces blakesleeanus NRRL 1555(-), 276 nucleotides long. RefSeq lists its product as hypothetical. The record is from RefSeq and is a predicted model, not a curated record. NCBI's taxonomy places the organism in Eukaryota, Fungi, Mucoromycota, Mucoromycetes, Mucorales, Phycomycetaceae. The coding region runs from base 1 to 276 and encodes 91 amino acids. The transcript has 2 exons.
AUGAGCAUGCGAGCAAUCUUGACAGCCAAAUUAUGUACCAAUCUAAAUUGUUUGGAGAACAUGGACGGGUCAGAAGUUAUGCAUCGUUUGUGGAAUCGGGAUCUUGCUGCUGUCCUGAACUUCCGACAUAUACUUAAAAAUCUGAGAUAUGAUGGGACUAUACCUGUAAGGUUCACCCGCGUUAUUCGGAUUGGAUGUAUCAGAAGACAAGCAGAAGAAGAUCUCCAGGAGGGUCGUCGUUUGAGACAAAGACUGACUAGACUUCAAAGAAGAUGA